Messenger RNA from Castor canadensis (American beaver), 2487 nucleotides. It is a transcript of the gene Rxfp4, whose product is annotated as relaxin family peptide/INSL5 receptor 4. Lineage: Eukaryota; Metazoa; Chordata; Mammalia; Rodentia; Castoridae. Gene Ontology annotation, cellular component: external side of plasma membrane; membrane. Gene Ontology annotation, biological process: G protein-coupled receptor signaling pathway; calcium-mediated signaling; cell chemotaxis. The record is from RefSeq and is a predicted model, not a curated record. Gene Ontology annotation, molecular function: C-C chemokine binding; C-C chemokine receptor activity.
CCACUCUGGUUUCCUGCCUCUAUACCUCUGCGCCAGUGCCUUAGGAACACUUUCUGCAGAGCAGGUUCAGCACCUGUUUGGAAUAGUGGGAUCUUUGUCAUCUGCAGCUCUCUUCCUGGGGUGGAGGAUUGGGGCUGCUGUCUGCAGUGGGCUAACUGCCCCUCUCCCCUUCCUCUGUUGCAUAGAGCCCUUCUUACACACACACACACACACACAAUCUCUUCCUUGCUGUGCUCCACCCACAACCAAUCUUGCCCAACAGGGAAGGGGUAGGCUGUUCCACCCACACCCCUCCCUCUAAGGUGUGGGCGUGGGCCGGGCUCCUGGCAGCUAGAGGCCCCAGAGAAACCCUCAGAUCCCAGGCCUCCUGCUGAGGGCACUGCCAUCCUGGCAGGCACUUGCUGACCCCUCUACUCAGCACCACCCUCUGAUGCCCUGCAAUGCCCACACUCAAUACUUCUGCCCCUUUGCCCACGUUCUUCUGGGUCAACACCUCUGAAGGCAGUGUGCUGAGUGCUGAUGAUGCUGCGAUGCCUAUCAAGUUCCUCACCCUGAGGGUCAUGGUUGCUUUGGCCUAUGGGCUUGUGGGGACCAUUGGCUUGGUGGGAAAUUUGGCUGUGCUGUGGGUCCUGGGUAACUGUGUUCGGCGAGCUCCUGGCACACCUUCUGACACCUUCGUCUUCAACCUGGCACUGGCAGACCUGGGGCUGGCCCUCACUCUCCCCUUCUGGGCAACUGAGUCAGCACUGGACUUCCACUGGCCCUUUGGAAGUGCUCUCUGCAAGACAGUCCUGACAGCCACUGUCCUCAACGUCUACGCCAGCAUCUUCCUCAUCACAGCACUGAGCGUUGCUCGAUACUGGGUGGUGGCCAUGGCUGCAGGGCCAGGCAGUCAUCUCUCACUCUUCUGGGCCCGUGUGGCCACCCUGGCAGUGUGGGUAGCAGCUGCCCUGGCAACAGUGCCCACAGCUAUCUUUGGGGCUGAGGGUGAAGUGUGGGGGGUGCGCCUCUGCCUGCUGCGCUUCCCCAGCAGGUAUUGGCUGGGGGCCUACCAGCUGCAGAGGGUGGUCUUGGCCUUCAUGGUGCCCUUGGGCAUCAUCACCACCAGCUACCUGCUGCUGCUGGCUUUCCUGCGGCGGAGGCAACGACGACGGCAAGACAGCAGAGUUGUGGCCCGCUCUGUCCGUAUCCUGGUGGCCUCCUUCUUCCUCUGCUGGUUCCCCAACCACGUGGUCACUCUCUGGGGUAUCCUGGUGAAGUUUGACCUUGUACCCUGGGACAGCACCUUCUACACCAUCCAUACCUACGUCUUCCCUGUCACCACAUGCCUGGCACAUAGUAACAGCUGCCUCAACCCUGUGCUCUACUGUCUUCUGCGGCAGGAGUCCCGGCAGGCUCUGGUAGACACUUUCAGGGAUCUGCGAUCAAGGCUGUGGCCCCAGGGCCAGGGCUGGGUGGAACAAAUGGCCCUAAAGCAGGUAGGCAGGCGGAGGGUUGUGAGCACCCCCCACGAAAGUGGCCCUUCUACCAUGCUCAUGAACCUGGGUGAAGGGACCCCUGGGUGAAGGGUGCAAGCUAAAACGCUCUCCUUCUGGGAUCUGCCAGGUGCAGGACGCACAUACCCUAUGGAGAGGCUGUCCUCUCUGCCAGGCUGCAGCGUCCUCAGGAAAAGCCUGAUCUUUGGCCACCAACUCUGGGUGUGGUGGAACGGGGGAGGCCAGGGCCCCAGUCAGGGUUGGGCAUGACAAAGCUUUAGUCUCUAUCUGGACAUGGGAAAGAAGAGGAACUGAGAAUAAACCUCUGGAUUAUCCACAAAAUGUCUUGACCUCUUAUUCAGCUCUACCUCCAGUUCAGUGCGGGAUGUUUUUUGCCACAUUUCUGCCUUCUGUAAGGAUUCCCAGGAACUUUUCCUUAGGGGUCUAGGCUAAUGAAUCAGAAGUUAGUGCCCAUCUCACUGUCUACCCUUUCUAUCCUUCCCUUUUUCUUCUCUGAUAUCAAGGCCAAAAACACCCUAUUCCUGUGGUCAUACUGCUCUUCUUACCAUACCAAAGUACCCACAGAAAUAUGAUGCCAGCAGAGGCCUCAGCCUCAAAACCUGUGGUUCCCCUGUAGGGAGAACUGGCACCUGCUAGACUGGGUAUAAAACUCUGAUGCAGAUUGGGAAUACCUGCAUCUCUCCUUAAAUUAGAACACGACAAGAGAUAAUAAAAGCAUGGGUGGGGUGAAGGGAGGUGGGAUAAUGAAAAGGGUGGUGAAGACAGGCCCAGGAGAGCUAGUCUUUCCCUUUCUCCACCAGACACAUAGCUCUAUCAACUCAUGUCAGAACACAUAGAUUUGUACCUUUACCUUGGGCAAAUUACUUCACCUCCCUGUAAAUUACCUGUUUUCUAAUGUGUAAAAUGGGCUGUUUGAGAAUUCAACAGUGCCUGAAAUAGAGUAUUAUUUUCAAAUCUCAUGUAAAAUGAAGAAGCAAGGAGGCAGCUGAGA